GUUUUAGAUGGAGUGAUCACAAACCACAUUCAAAACAAGGAAUAUAUUGUGCUAUACAACGCCGAUGGGGAAUGUUUAAAYAAAAAAAUAGUUGCCAUAGCAGCAGCUGUAGAUGCCGGACUUCCUCCACCAAAACACAGCGUCUCCCCUUCCGUGGAUACAGGAAUUACAAGAAGAGAACUAGGGCCUGCUCCCCUGUCUGCCUCUGCUGUAUCCGUUGUCCCAGGAUAUCAAGGCCUUCCAAGUUUGCCUUCCACGCAUCACRACACUGCAGCUAAUACUAUCACACAAUUUUCUGGGAACAAGUCAAAUUCAGUGAAUACAAAUGAAAGACAAAGUCACCUUCAGGGAUCAACUAGUGGAUUUUACAUGCCGCCACCACCAAUUGACUCGCAAGAGGUYCAAGUAAAUUCACCCAGAAAACCAAACAAUCCACCACAGGGAACCCAAAGUAAUUUACCACAGGGAGCCCAGAAUAAUUUAAUGCAGGCAGGCCAACCAAAUCUUUUGCACGGAUCUCAAAGAAAUCUACCUCAWGGGUCAAAGAGCACCACGAUAUCACCGCAACGAAUUGGCAAUCCACAACAGGCAUCCCAAAAUGUGAACGCGGCGCCACAGGGAGCCCAAACCUUGAKUAAGCCACCUCAGACACCCCAGAACAUUGUACAACAAGUAGGGCGUCCAAGUCCAAACCCACCACAGGGRUUCCCAAGGUCGAACUAUGUUACACAAGCCACAUUUCAGAGCUCAUGGUCACCACAGACAGCCCAAAACUUGUCAAAUACACCACUCGUACCACAGGCUGUUAAUAGCACCAACACGGCUACAGUAAGUCCUGAUAGGAAAGCUCCACAACCAGCAACUCUGACGAGUCUAAGCCAAGGYACUGUGGCAAAUCACCCUAACACAAAACAACCAACACAAAUAUUUCACUCCAAUGUUUCGUCGCCAAAAGAAACAGAAAAGCACGAAAUUGUACAAAACRACGAAUGGCAAAAAGAAAGAGAAGCGCUUCUGACAAAGCGAAGGGAACAAGAAGAAUGCAUAGAAACACUGAAAAAGCCAGUAGCACAAAAGCAGUCCUCUCAGAACCUUCAAGAUCUGAAGGAAAAACUUGCAAAGCAAGUCAGAAUAAAAGAACUCGAAAACCAAGUCCUYAAAUUAAAGAAAGAAAUCGAGACGUUAGAAAGUGAAAAGGCGAACUUGCAGUUCCAUUUAUUGGAUAAUUAACUAAAUCGUGUCUUAGAAACUCCCGGCAAAUCUAAAAAGGAUGAGUGGAUCCGGGGGAUGUUGGACCCCCCUUCAGGUGACUUUGCAUCUAUUUUCGGUCUCUGGUGUAUAACUAUACUUUCUCUUKUGGCCUUUCUUGCUCUACUAUGCCUCAUCCCCGCGCCUUCCUUGACCUCACUAGAAAAUAUACUAAAACCGUUGGAGUCUUAUGUUAUGUUUUAGAUAAUUGUUUUAAAUAAUAAAAAUUUAACUAUGCUAUUC
Exaiptasia diaphana is the source of this 1491-nucleotide messenger RNA. RefSeq names its product SWI/SNF chromatin-remodeling complex subunit SNF5. Lineage: Eukaryota; Metazoa; Cnidaria; Anthozoa; Actiniaria; Aiptasiidae. The record is from RefSeq and is a predicted model, not a curated record.